UAGCUCGGAUGCUAAUUCGUAAUUUAUUUAAUAUUGAACAAAGCCAUGCAAUGUUAGCCGUUAGCUCUGAUGCUAACCUGUUAUUUAUUUAAAUAUUGACAAAAGCGGUACAGUGACAGUCAUUGGCACAGAUGCUAACUUGCUAUUUAUUUAUUAUUAAAUCGAGCAGCGCAGUGUUAGCCGUUAGCUCCCAUUGCUAACUUGUUAUUUAUUUAAUAUUGCAUAAAGCGGUGCGGUGACAGCCGUUAGCUCCGAUGCUAACGUGUUAGCCUCGCUGCUUCCCUUUGUCACAGAGCUGACUUCCGUCUUGAUGUUGGCUCCAGGUUUCUGCAAUCUGUGGUCCGCUCAGACUCUCAGCUGUCCGCCGCGGUGCUGAACGUUAGUUUAUGGUUCGGUGUUUUGGUGAAGAAGACGGUUGAAGCUGCCCCGUUGUGCCCGUUUUGACUUUUAUCCGCUUGGCUUCGUGAGGAAUCGGCUGUUUACUUAGCUGUUAGCUGGCUAGCAUCAGCCAGCUGAGCGGAACCACCGAGCAUGUUUCGGUUCUUGAAUGACGUUGACGAAGACCCCUUCAUGAUAUUACCCUCCCCUAUGGAUCCAUUUGCAGCUCACCGGCAGCAGAUGAGGAGUCUGUUUGGACCCUUCGGGAUGGAUCCUUUUCCUCUCGCCCCCCAGAUGCAGCCACAUCGUGCACCUCGCAGACAGGCUGGUCCACUGGCUCCGUUUGGCAUGAUGGGAAUGGGAGGCGGCUUCAUGGACAUGUUUGGAAUGAUGGGAGAGAUGAUGGAAAACAUGGAAAGAAUGUCUGGUUCUCCAAACUGCCAGACGUUCUCCUCCUCCACAGUGAUCUCCUACUCGUCUGGAGACAUUGGAGCUCCCAAAGUGUACCAACAGACCAGCGCCACGAGAACGGGCCCUGGAGGGAUCCGUGAGACGCGACAGUCGAUGAGGGACAGUGAAAGCGGCCUCGAGCGUCUCGCCAUCGGACACCACAUCGGCGAUCGAGCACACAUCAUGGAGCGUUCUCGGAACCGCCGCACUGGAGACCGCGAGGAACGACAGGACUACAUCAACCUCGAUGAGAGUGAGGCUGCGGCGUUCGAUGAGGAGUGGAGGAGGGAGGCGGGCAGGUACGUUCCUCCAAACCGAGCGCUGGACUACGGCCGGGACCGACGAGCAGCAGGUCAGCAGCUGGCGCUGACCGCCGCCCCGAGCUCCACGCCGCCCCCGGGUCACCGACACGAGUCCCCGAGACACCGCCAGCCCCAGACCCGCCCACGCUACGACUGGUGAGGAGGUGAACCGCUCAGCGAGGAGGCGACCGAUGGAAGGAGUUGAGGGAAGAUUUCCCCAAAGCUGUGAACCACGCUGAAGACGGAAGUUGAUGAUCGUCACAGCUGCCGUCGUAAAUGUUUGAUAUGACUGGACUGUCUGUACAUGAGCCACAUAUAACACACACACACACACACCUCCACCUGUAGCUACAUCACAGCUUCUACUGUUACACACAUACAGACUCCUGUACGCAGGCAUAACUACACUCACUUUAUAUAGAAAUACUCAUUUCAGACUUGACAUGUGUCUUUGCCCGCUGCACUAAAGUGCUCAGUAUACAGUACAUCUGCUGUACAGUCCAUUUUAUGUUUGUGAAGACACUAGUGUGUCGGUGAAUUGAAUUGUAUACUGUUAACUAAUUAAUCUAACUAAAUAAAAGUUCAUUAAACAUUGUUAGAUAAAUGCCGAA
Molecule: messenger RNA, 1741 nt
Organism: Acanthochromis polyacanthus (spiny chromis)
Lineage: Eukaryota; Metazoa; Chordata; Actinopteri; Pomacentridae
Gene: mlf2
Product: myeloid leukemia factor 2
Exons: 9
Coding region: 532-1290 (252 amino acids)
Biological process (GO): regulation of DNA-templated transcription
Cellular component (GO): cytoplasm; nucleus
Source: RefSeq, a predicted model, not a curated record